This is a messenger RNA of Papilio machaon (common yellow swallowtail), 434 nucleotides long. RefSeq names its product 39S ribosomal protein L52, mitochondrial (gene mRpL52). The transcript has 3 exons. Gene Ontology annotation, cellular component: mitochondrial large ribosomal subunit. The coding region runs from base 15 to 398 and encodes 127 amino acids. Gene Ontology annotation, biological process: mitochondrial translation. The record is from RefSeq and is a predicted model, not a curated record. Gene Ontology annotation, molecular function: structural constituent of ribosome. NCBI's taxonomy places the organism in Eukaryota, Metazoa, Arthropoda, Insecta, Lepidoptera, Papilionidae.
UUAGUUUAUUAAACAUGUAUCUAACAAAUUUAAUGACAAAAAACCUUUUUAGUAUUUGCCAACAGUCCUCCAGGGCUAUUAGUUGUACACAGAUAUUAAAUGUAAAGGAGUGGCGAGUUUCACGUGGACUGCCUGUCAAUAAAAAUGCUGAAGGCAUUUUAACGGAUGGUCCUGAUUAUACCUUUUUGGAUGGAAGACCUACUCCUUUACUGCACAAACAAAAGUUAAGAAUGCUCAAGCAACGUGACUUUGCUUCUCGGAUUGUGGAGUUGAGCUCAGAACUAGACUUUGCGAAGACAAGACACCAAAAAAUGCUGGAAGCUAAAGAAGAAGAAAGGAAUACAAUCCUAAAUAACAGAUUAAAGCCAAAGGGAAAAGCUUUGUUAAAUAAAAAAUGAAAAACUAGUUUAAACAAGAAAUUGAUAUAGUUAUGU